GACCGCCUCCAAGCGACUUUCCCGCGCUUCGAUGAAAACUUUUUGCUCGCUCUAUUGCGUUAUCUGUGGCGCUCGCUGUUCGAAAAAAAGAAAUGAUAAUAUUGCCGCGAAAAUUUUGUUUAUGGUAAAUUUUUUCAAGGAACUAUUUGUGAAUAAGUUUUGUGAUAAUUAUGUUUGGAUUGUGCGUGCAUAAUUUUAGCGUGUUUUCAAGAUAAAUGCAGAAGAAGCAUUCCAACUUGUUAGGUUUAUUUCAAGUUCUCUUGACUCUGUUUGAAGUAAUGGAGGAUUACAAAACGUAACCUAUGAUGUUGGAUUCCAAUGAACCUUACGUCAGUACGGAAUACGUCAAUAUUACUAAUAUCACAGAAGACACAAACCAAACAGAGAACGCAACAUGGACAGAUCAUGCGAUCUGCGACCCGGGUUUCACCAGCUUCCUAUCAACGCCGUUCUUUCAUUUCAUUGUCUAUUUAAUGUACUGUACAGUUUUCAUCAUCUCCCUUUUCGGGAAUGGAUUGGUUUGUUUCAUAGUUCAAAGCUCACCGCGAAUGAAAACAGUGACCAACUACUUUAUCAUGAACUUAGCUAUCGGUGAUAUAUUGAUGACUUCAUUGUGCGUUCCCUUUUCAUUUGUUCCUGUUCUAGUGUUGAGGUAUUGGCCAUUUGGAAUGGUAAUGUGUAAGAUUGUGAAUUACUCGCAGGCAGUCUCAGUGUUUGUUAGUGCUUAUACUCUAGUGGCUAUAUCUCUGGAUCGUUAUAUGGCGAUUAUGAGGCCGUUGAAGCCACGUUUGGGCCGGGUGGCUGCGAAGUUUAUAGUGAGUGCAGUAUGGGCAGGCGCCUGCGCAACUGCCGCUCCUAUAUUCAUUGUUUCUCAAAUUCAACGACCGACACCGUGGCAUGAGUUUUGUGAAGCGGACGUCUGCCUCGAGCGCUGGGAGCACACAGAAUACAGCCAGCAGUACUCCUACAUCCUGCUAGUUCUACAAUUCGGUUUGCCUCUCUCCGCCCUGGUGGUGACGUACGCUCGGAUCGCGCACGUGGUGUGGGGACCGCCACCUGGCGAGGCGCAGUCCGCUAGAGACUCCAGACUGCAAAUGGCUAAGAGAAAGAUGAUCAAGAUGAUGGUGACUGUAGUAGCGGUGUUUACAGUAUGCUGGCUACCUCUCAACAUUUUCAUUUUAUUGUAUAAUGACGUAGACUGGGCGAUGUGGCCUGGCAUGCCAUAUGUGUGGUUCGCGAGCCACUGGCUGGCGAUGUCGCACUGCUGUUACAAUCCCAUCAUCUACUGCUACAUGAACUCGCGCUACCGAAGGGGUUUCCAGCAGGCUCUGAGCUGCAUACUCCGUUCGCGCACAGAUCAGCCGCCUUGCCCCAGCGAUGAUGUUCCUUUGUCAGAUCUCAUGGUGAUGAACGGCAUGACGCGUCGCGGCACGUCGAGCACGAGCGUCAGCCGGCGUGUGACGACAUCAUCGCUGACAUCAGUUCGACGGACGAACGGCGCGCCCGUACGCGCUCUGUCCGUGCGGUCGCAUUUCCAUUAGCAACUAUGGACGUUAGUAACUAUUAAAUAGAGUUCAAAAUUGCUUGUAAACCUUGUUGCUAAUUGGUGACAGUGUUCAUGUUACAAGUAUCUUUAAGUUGUCUAUGUUUACUAUGUAUUGUAGUGAGUGAUUGACGAUUUAUCCUUCUCUUCACCAAUUAAAAGAUGCAAAUGUCGCUUUGUAAAGCUUAAUCUAGAAAGCAGAAGGGUUUAAUACUUGUCACUGCAUAGGAAUAAGGUUUUAUAAAGUUUACAAAAUGUUAUAUGUAAGUAUGAAAUUUUUGUUCUCUGUCGGCUUAAAUUUAUGUCUAGUCGCUUACAGAUCAUUAUGUAUUGAAUAUCCCUAGAACAAUUAAAAAUAUCAUCUUGUAAAUAUAAUAAGUAUAAAAUUAUUUAAUAUUUAUUAAAUCAUAAUUUUCAAUGUUGAAAUAAGUAACUACUUAAAUGUAGGGUUAACGCAAAUUGAAUCAACUCUUUUAAUUUUUUUUAAUGUUAGAUAUAUAAAUUGAUAUAUAGGAUGGUGUAAAUGAAAUAAUGAUUUUAAAUCAAACCAAAUUUUUACGAAUUACUUAUAUAUGUUAUUUAUUAAGAGAUGUACCAAAGAAAGCUUAAUUUGUAAUUAAAAUUGUGUCCACAAUUAUUUAUCAAAUAAAAAACUUGAAGCAUAA
This is a messenger RNA of Colias croceus (clouded yellow), 2208 nucleotides long. RefSeq names its product RYamide receptor-like (gene NGR-A19). The transcript is spliced from 8 exons. Bases 303 to 1541 code for a protein of 412 amino acids. Gene Ontology annotation, cellular component: membrane. Gene Ontology annotation, biological process: neuropeptide signaling pathway. Gene Ontology annotation, molecular function: neuropeptide Y receptor activity. NCBI's taxonomy places the organism in Eukaryota, Metazoa, Arthropoda, Insecta, Lepidoptera, Pieridae. The record is from RefSeq and is a predicted model, not a curated record.